UUUUAUGGUCAGAGCCGAAGAUACCGCAGAUAAGAACUCCGGACUGCCUUAUAUAAAAAAUAAGCGCCUUUACCACCGAAAUAGUAAACACAGCUAAAGGUUGAGUUGCCCUUCCGAGCGAUUUCGGACAAACUACAAGUCGUUUUUCUUCGUUACACUUUCAGGACAGCAAGGUCGGUUAGGUGACGUUUUUCCCCCUCCUUACUACCUUUGUAAUGAGCACUCAUGUUCGUAGUAACAGAUUAGUCAAACAUUGCCUUUUACGUAGUGUUUCGGGGUGACCCCUUUAACGGGCAACUUUCAGACAGUUAAACCGUUGGUUUUCCAGUAAAGGUGUACUUUCACAUUAUGGUAAGUGAAAACUAAACAAGGGUGCCUUUGGGAGGACUUUGCCCGUGUUUCAAAAGCAGAUUCGACGCAUUUAACCGUAAGUCUUCAUUUAUUGGGGUCACUAUUUACACCGAAACACCUGUCCAUCUUCCCAAAGUUUUCCAACGGGAAAAGCAGACGGUAGAACAUCCCUGGUAAAGUCUUUUGUUCGUGUUAGUUUCUUAAAAAUAAAAGUACUAAGUUUGACAGCAGUAGGAUAGUAGUAGUACAUGUAAGCAAAUACGCACAAGAUAUUAUGAGCCGACGCUACAUGCACUGCGCUUUAUAGUCGCAGUAACCGUUCCCCCCCUCGUGCCACGUGAUCGUGUAGUAUGAAUACUAGGGAUUGGGUGUUGUCUCAUAUAAGGUGAACGCGAACUUUUGGAAGUCUGGUGAGUCAAGAUUGAAGUUUGGUUCAGGCGCAGUGUGUGACAGGAGUUCGGAGUCUAGAAACGGGCUGUUUUAAAAGAAACUGCUACUGAGCAAGAAAAUGGCGAGCAUGCAGGAAGAGGAGAGGCAGUGUUUAUGACUUCAGAUAGCAGACUGCUUUUUAGAGCAAACAGCUGUCAGGAAGGAGCUGAUCUUUGUUAGAGUUUUACUCACUUUGGAGGGUGAAAGGAUAGUUUGUUCAUGGGUUGUUUUGACGAAAAAUGCAGCAGUGUUUUGGUGUUGUUUUCUUCCACAAACAGGCUUGAAUAUCACUGUACAGAUGGCUUAAAGUUACAGUUCAACAUUUUUUCUUAGAUAGAAAUGAGUCUUGUGGAUUAUUUAUGUUCUUAGUUUCUAGGUGGAUUAUUUCAUGUUACUUCCAUCCUUUUUUUUUUACCUGCUCAGUCCAAAUUGUCCGUAGAUUCAUCUCUGUUUUAGCAAUGUUUUUUUUUACCAGUGGAUUGUGGUGAAUGAUCUGCUUGGGAUCAACUAGUUUAAUGAUUGUUUACUGAAUUUUUGAUUACAACUUUGCCCAGGUUUCUAUGGAUACUAACAAAACAUCAGCCUGGUACCUUGGUUGUACUUGGCUCAUUGUUCCCUGUAAGGCUUAGUGGACUUGCUUAAGCUGUUUAAAGGUCUUGUUUACUGUGUUUGUACAAAACUUACCUCUGCAACCAUUGUGAAACUACUAAUACUGGUGCAUGUUUCAACAGAGAUAAAACACUAGUCACCCAUGGCCUUCCAGUCUGGUGAUGUGUCAGAUAGAGUUUCUCAGAAUUGAACAGGGUGGAAGCAGUUAUGACAUUGAUAAGCAGCUUUGGGUUUUUUCCAAGAAAAGAGGCGGUAAACUUUCUUGCUAUGAACUGUUGAACCAAAAUCUUUUUGAAGUAAAGAUGAUGAAACUCAGUGUGGGACAAGUCAACUAGUUAUGAUUAAUUGUUAGUCAUGAUUCUAGAUAAUUCAGUGUGUGAAAUCAAGGACUGCUGAUUCAUUGACCCAAGACUGAACAAGACUGAAAACUUAAGAUAGGGAAAAAAAAUAAUUUUAUUUGAAUAAGAUGGACUUUAUGAAAUAUGACAAAAUGUAUGUAUUAAGAAUAUAUACAUUGGCUAAAAUUAUAAGAUAUGUCAGUGAAAGUUAAGAGAUUCUGGAUAUUAUAUUUAACAGCUGUGGCUCAGUAGUAGAGUUGGACGUUUCUCAGAUGGAAGGUUGUUGGUUCAAUGUCGGAUCCUGCUGUCCACACGCCAGAGUGUCCUUGAGCAAGAUACUGAUACCCUGAAAAGCCUCCGGCGGUGUGUGAACAGGAUUAGUUGAAAAUGAUGAGCAGUUUCCAUCAGUGUGUGAAUGUGGUAUGAAUGGGUGAAUGACUGUGAUAGAAAUUGUGAGCGAGUUGGUGGUUUAAAAAAAAAAAACCCUUCUGGUUGGGGUUUAGUUCACUUUACUCACUGAUCUAUUUUUUAAUGUAACUUGAGUUGAAUGAAAAAAUGUACAAGUUGAGGUACCUGACAGUAUGACGAAGAAAUAUAUUGUCUAUAGCAAGAAUGAUUAGUAUUGUGUCCAAAAGCUGCCAAUGUAAUGCUAGUCAUAUGUUCACUAAGUGGCUUUUCAAGUAUCAUGAGAUUUUUAUUUAGCUCAUUUUGUAAGGAAAUGUACUGAAGUUAGAGGUAGGCACAUGCUUCUACUUUCUGUACUGAAACUCAAAUUAGGGGAAAAGUUUUUAAGUUUGUCUCUGACAGCCGUGUAUAACCCACUGUCUUAAAGCGUAACUUUAUGUGCUAUUGGUUUAAAAGAAAAAAAAAAUUCCAUGAUGACUUUAUCAGCUGAUUAUGAAACAAAGUCAAAUAUGCACAGCUAACAGACAAGGAUGUAAUAGACAAAGUAAAUUUACAACAGUACUGUACACACAGAAAAGGUGCACACACAGGCAUGAAAAAGAGAGACAAAUUAUUGCACAACUUGUGAUAAUUCUUACUAUUUUGGCUUAAAUUUUUGCUUAAAUGCAUGCAGAUUUGUGCAUCUGCAAGACCAAGUUGUACCAUAGUAACUGCUUGGUUUUUACACGGAACAAAUCAGUGAAGAGAUAAGAAACAUGGUUUUGGCCACAGGGGGCGCCACUUGUUUUUUUUUUUUUUUUUUUUAAACAAAAUUAGCCUGGAGGAGGAUUUGUGCUACGUUACAAGUGUGUUAUUCAACCAAACAAACCAUGAGGGUUCGAAAAACAGUGGUAAACAGAUUAUCAGGAGCUAGAGGGACUUUUGAUUCACACCCAGUUGAUUAUAUAUUUGUUUAUAACUUUGACUCAGCCGUUACUAGGUGGAGUCAAAAUAGAGCAAAGUUGUUUAACCAUUGUGUAUAUAAUUCAACUAGACAAACUACAUACCAUCUUCUGUCUGCCUAUAUAGCUGAACUGAAAGAUCAGGUCAUGUAAUGACACGCAAAGCUGUAAUGAUUGCUGUUAAUUUGUUGGAGGAAAAGUCAAGAUAGGAUGACAUCUGCUGGUUUGUGGGAAUACAACACCCCACUCUGUUUGUAAUGGAUUUUUUUGGAUUAUAAAUCAUAUAACCUCCUCCUAUGAGUUGUGUAUUCAAAAAUCAGACAUUUCUAAAACAUUUUCUUUUAGUUUUAAGGUGUUAAGUAGUGAAUUUUAAGCAUAGCCUUGGUACUCCCUCAAGGUAAAAUGAGCAGAGCUGACUUGUCGUUGGAUUUGAACCAGCAUUGGCCUAAUUAUGUCGUUAAUGAUUGAUUUACAGCUUGUGGGAAAGCCCUGCCGUUUCUCCCUCAUUCAACUUUUCCAAACUGAUUUUUUUUAUCUACUAUGCAGAAGGUAUCUGAGUAAACCUUUGCACUGCUGUAAAACCUUCAGUCAUGUUGUAGUCCCAGAGGACAGGGUAGCAAUGUUUUUCCCCCCUCUGUAACUACAACAGCCUGUCAGUAGAAACUGACAUGUUUACUUUGUAAACAAAGUGCCCUUUCAUCGUUUCACACCAAAAUGUUCCUCUUGCAAAACACAGAUGCAUAAAAAGUCAAAGAUAGUGUUGCAAAUAUUUGGUACACCCCACCUGGUAGGUCCCUGGUGCAUUGUGUGGUAUUUCAUGCGUUGCAGACAUUGCAUAUAACAACCACUGGAUGGAGCCAUAGGCAAGACUUUUAGCGUCACUUUGCAAAUCUUAAUCAAAAGCUAUGUUCAAAAUUCCAACUGGAAUGGAGAUGAAGAUGUUCGGACAGUUUUUACUCUCAGCUGGGUGCCAUAGUGUCCUUGAGUUAAACAAGUUUGUCUUGUCAUUUCAUCCACUGAAUCAUAAUAUUUUGAGGGUUAAUUUUACCCCCCACACACACACACACACACACACACACACACACACACACACACACACACAGAAACAAGUUUCAGUAAACUAAAAAGGCAUAUAGUGUGAAAAAAGAAAGCAUGUGUUAAAUUGCAGUAAACGAAGUGUGCCAGUGUUAACAUUUUUACCAUUUGUCUUCCAUGUUUGCAUGUCAGUGCAGCUUAUCAGGUGAAGCUGUCAGCAGUUUCCUGUUAUGCAUGAUCUGUAUCUCUUAACCAUAGAUGCGGAAAACCAGUUUUUGAGAAUUUGAACACCUCCAAAAAUGAUCAUCUUAAACAAGCACGAUUUCUGGGAAGCUAGGAGUUUUGACGGCGUGUUUUAGGCUUUGUUGUGGCGUCUAUGACUUUCCAUAUUGUUAAAAUGCAUCCAAGUGUGUGUGGUAUUUGCAUUAGCCCACAUCAUUCCCAUGUGACUCAUCAUACACGCAUCAGGCUGUAGCUACAGAACACAUUUUGGUCCAAGCACACCAAGUUUCACUGUGAUGAACAAGUCCUGUGUUUACGUCUCACAUUCAGCCACAUGUGGGCUUGGAAACUGCCUUCAUGGCAUUUUUUUUUAGCACAGCUUUUAAGUUUCCAUGUGCUGACACCUCCAUCAGGUAUAACUGCUGACAUCCUGACUGAAGUGCUUUCUGUUUUUCCUUCACAAGUGCUGUCUUUGCUAGUAAAAGCCUGUUUUGGCUGCUAACAGCUGUUUUGUGUGUUACUCAUUCACAGGAUUUAGCAGCAGAUUGAUGGAGAAGAAUGGAUCGAAUCUCGUUGGAUUGUUCCAACUCUUUACCAGGGAUUCCCCUCAGUGUGCUGUCAGUGCCCAUGGAGAAUAAAUACAAAUGUCAGCAGUGUCUCCAGGUCCUGAGGAAGCCUGUCCAGGCUCAGUGCGGCCACCGCUUCUGUGUACACUGCUUCAAGCAGCUCACCAGGUACACUGAAGGUCCUCGGACCACUUAGAAAGCCUACAUGCAUACCCUCAUGCCAGAAAUGCUUCAGUUCAUUAUGCUCUUGUCCCUGCUUGCCUUUGGGAAUGCUAGAAGAGUAAAUACUUUUUGCAAACUCAUCCUCACAUGAUUACACUCUUGAUCACAAGGAUCUGACUGUGCUGACUCAUUCAAAGGUGUCCGUCAUUCUCUUUUUCCUUGACCUGUUUGCUGACUCACUGUUUUUUCAUCGAUUCACACAGUACGCUGGUGUUUAACUGAAACUUGUAACACAGUGACAGCCUUCAUUUACAGUUUAUGCUACUUGUGAGAGAUACGAGCAGCUUUAUCAUGUAAAAAAAACUAUUUGAAAUAUAUGCAGACUCUUACGACGCUUUUUAAUGAAGAGAAACUACAAAGUGAAGAGAGCGACCAUUUUUUUUUUGUUGACAACACUGAGUAUAAUCCUGCAGUACCUCUGAAUACCACAAGGGGGCCCCAGUAACACAGAUGUCAGAAGCCAAUGGAUAAACAAAAGCUCGACAAACGAAGGAGGAACAUUAAACACACAAAAAAACUGAAACUGUGAAAAACACAGCUGUAAAAGUUGAGGUGUUUUCAUCAGUUGACGUGUAUCUCGUUAGCCUCUUGCUAAUGUCUUUUGCCAACUGUUUUGAUACAGAAUAAUUCUGCAUUUGAGUUACCUCGGAAGUCAGAUGUUGGAGCUAAAAAUGACGUCACACCCAAGUUACCACAUUUUGGUUACCAAGUCGGAAAAAAGCAAAAUUGGAGGCGGAAACAAGAUGGCUACAUCUACGAGAGUUAUUUUAGCACUGGCCUUGUCCUUGCCUUGUAAAAGAACUUUCGUAGGUGUAGCCAUCUUGUUUCCACCUCCGAUUUUGCUUUUUUCCGACUUGGUAACAGAAACACUGGUAACUCGGGUGUGAAGUCAAUUUCAGCUCCGACAUCUGACUUCCGGGGUAACUCAAAUGCACCAUGAGUCAACCAGUAGAUGACCCGACAGUAACAAGCUGAAAAGUAGACAUGUCGCCACCUGCUGUAGUGGAGGUGCACAGGCUUCUGUCAAUGAUUUAAAUUUUGCCCUGUUUUUGUCCAGUUAAGUCACCAAAUCAAACUUUAACUGCAGCUUGACAAGUAAACGUACCGAUUCAUUAAGUAUACAUGCACACUUUACUUGGUAUUACUGAUUAGCUAGCCAGUCUUUAUCGUAGGUACUUGGUCAAAUAGCACGUAUUUAAUGUUAAGACAAAGUCAUUCAAGCUAAAUGUUGGAAGUAUGGCGCUAGCUUCCUGGCUGACAGCUGAGUUGAUUCUCUAUUCACGGAAAUGAUGACCCAUAUGUCCAUGCCAGCAAAUUCUCAGGAGAUGGAGGGGAUUUCUACAAGAGUUAAUCACAUUCACAGGGAAACAGAGCCACGAAUAUUAUCUUUCCGAUGUAGAGCGUGUGAAAACAAUAAUAGCCUAGUUUUUUUCCAAGACGUAGGGAACUCUUUGAGUUGUCUCUUAAUAAAGUUCGGACACUUCAUGGACAUGCUGGCCUCAUCGUGGUUAAUACAUUUCUAAUAAUGGACUCUUUAUCUGUUACCAUCCCUUGCAUAUCAGCUAAUAAACAAACAAAUAUAUUUAAAAUAUAUGAAGCUAAAACUGUGAAGUGGAACGGUUAAAUACAAGUUCAUGAUAAAUGUUUUUUCAUGUAACUGCUUUCCUCCGUUCAUCAUACCACAUAUGAAAUCGCUGUUCUGAUCGACUUGAUUUCAGUCUGUUUUUCUCAUGAAUUGCAGCAUUUGUUUGGCACUAAAGCUUCCUUUUGUUUGUGUGAGCCAGCUGCUGUUUCCUCCUCAUUUUCUUUUUUUUCUAACUAAAAUCACAAACCUGUUUUGUUUGUCAGUUGUGGGCCCAAACCAUGCGAUGCCUGCCGCCAAGAGGAAAUAUAUGAGGAGCCGAUGUCCAUUCUUAACAGCAAUGAGGUAAGUUAAGAAGUAUUCAGAUAACAGGGUAUUAUUGUGAGACAUAUCCUUGUAAUCCAAACAGUAUCCUAACUCCCACUCAGUCUUAGAGGAAGGACUGUGACUAAACUGUUGUGGGAGAUCCCCUCUGUUCAGACAGUGAGACUUGGUAUGUCUGCUAGAAGCUAUUAUAAGUCAGGGAGUCAACGAAAGUCUGUGUUUUGUCACCCACCAGGCAUUCCCAGACAAUGCAGCAGGUAGAGAGAUAGCCAGCCUGCCUGCCAGAUGUCUAAACCAAGGCUGCAGCUGGACAGGCUCCAUAAAAGAGUAUGAGGUGAGGCAUAAGUUUGGCUUCUAUGUGUCAUUGUAGGGGUGUUGGCUGCUUCUGCUUUCUGUUCCGCCCUUCUGUUUAUAGUGUGAACUUGAUCUCUCCGAAACUAGUGCUGUCACUACAUCGCAAUCUUUGCGCAAUGCUCACACAGAGUAUAUCAUCUCAUUCUUUAGAUUCCAGCCCUAACUUUCCUUUCUCGCAAAGCUCCCGCUCACUCUGCAACUGAGAUAUAUUACAGUGUUGCACUCAAAGCACUUGGUGGUUGCAGCCAGGAAGUGCAGUACAGACUGGAAAGUCCCCAUGUUACCGGCAUACAAAACAACCCUGUGGGGAAGUACCAGCAGCAUAAUAAAGGGUCAUUUGAUUCGUGACUGCAGAGGAGUUAGUUAAACAUGUGAGGAAGAGCAUAUCCAUUUAGGUUAAGGUUCAGUUGUUUCAAAAGGCAGGAGGCACAAAGGCUGUAGAGACGUAAAACAGGUUUUGGCAUGUCUACACAAUGAUCCCUGUCCUUGAAACAGAAAGUGGUUGGAUGUGUUCUGGGAGAGGGAGAUUAGGCACCAGAAAAGCUGCUUGUACUUUUGUGUCUGAAGGGGUGUCUUUUUUUGGAUUAAAAUAUAAAUAAUUUAGUGUGUGAGUUAAUUUUUAAAAAGUCUACCCAGCGCUAAUUCAGUCUAAAGCGUGCUUUUCUGUUUGCGGUUUAACUCAGUAUGACUCCACUGAGAUCAGCUUUAGAAGCUGAUUUAGGAAAUGAAAAAAUGAGAACUGCGUGCAAAUCUGCACACGCGGUCACGAGUUCUUGUCACUUAAGUCCUGUUUACCGUCGAGGAGCACAGAAUUAGUGUCCACUCUGCAAAAAUUGCUCUGUGUGGUAAAUGUUUGCUGCACUGUUUGAUACGCUUGUGUUAACAGCCACUAACCAUUGUGGUAAAUGAUCCGUACUUCCGCUAGCUUGCAGUUUACACCCAAAGCUAACUUUCGUAAAGCUGGAAAAACAAACGAAACAGGAUGUUUGUAAGGCGCGGUGAUGACCGACAUUCCACAGACUGGUUAUGUAGUUUUAGAUUCGCUUCGUCAAACGUCAGACUAGUCUUCGAUUAGAGAUUAAAAAGAGGCAAGCCUACCUUUGUCUCGAUUCCGUGGCUCCUACGUGCUAAUCAACGUCCAUUGUGGAGAGACCGCCGGCCUGGUCAUUAAACUCCGCCCCUUCCUGGCGCCAGAACGUCAUUUUUUUCCGUAUUUUUGUAAAAGUUUUUUUUUUCUUUUACAAAAUUAUCAAAGAUUUAACAGCUUUAAAUAAAGAAACUCACUUUUUUAAAGUAACUUUAAAAAAAAUAUUUUGACUAUUUUUGUGUUCAUUCUCCCAUGUUCUGUCUACCCGGCGCUAAUUCAGUGUAAAGCGUGCUUUUCUGUUUGCGGUUUAACUCAGUAUGACUCCACUGAGAUCAGCUUUAGAAGCUGAUUUAGGAAAUGAAAAAAUGAGAACUGCGUGCAAAUCUGCACACGCGGUCACGAGUUCUUGUCACUUAAGUCCUGUUUACCGUCGAGGAGCACAGAAUUAGUGUCCACUCUGCAAAAAUUGCGCUGUGUGGUAAAUGUUUGCUGCACUGUUUGAUACGCUCAUGUGUUAACAGCCACUAACCAUUGUGGUAAAUGAUCCGUACUGCCGCUAGCUUGCAGUUUACACCCAAAGCUAACUUUCGUAAAGCUGGAAAAACAAACGAAACAGGAUGUUUGUAAGGCGCGGUGAUGACCGACAUUCCACAGACUGGUUAUGUAGUUUUAGAUUUGCUUCGUCAAACGUCAGACUAGUCUUCGAUUAGAGAUUAAAAAGAGGCAAGCCUACCUUUGUCUCGAUUCCGUGGCUCCUACGUGCUGAUCAACGUCCAUUGUGGAGAGACCGCCGGCCUGGUCAUUAAACUCCGCCCCUUCCUGGCGCCAGAACGUCAUUUUUUUCCGUAUUUUUGUAAAAGUUUUUUUUUUCUUUUACAAAAUUAUCAAAGAUUUAACAGCUUUAAAUAAAGAAACUAACUUUUUAAAAGUAACUUUAAAAAAAUAUUUUGACUAUUUUUGUGUUCAUUCUUCCAUGUUUUGUACUUUUACUUCCCAAUCUUUCCAUCUUUUGAAAACUCUCUUUGGCGUUUUAGUAUCUGCUUUUUAAAAAAGAGGCUUUGCUUAUCUUCGCUGUGUUAUUUGUGUUUACAUGAUGUCGCAUUUAAUUACAUAUAAUUUGAUUUCAGCAGUUUGAUUAUACCUCCCAAGGUCGGAAAGAAUCUUUUGUCAGUACCAAGUCACGCAAACAGCAGCACUGUAUUGUUACCGUAGUUGCCCAGCUGCCGUGCUUUGGUGAUAGAUAAUUACAAUGUUUGUAUAAAAAAAGAGCAGCUUGUUUUUCCACUUUAAACCGUCAGUAUAUUAUAGACCACUCCUGCUUACAUGUUCAGGUGUGUCUGAUUUUUACAGCUGCAUUCAAGCAAGUGAAGAUAAACAAAGAUGUGUCGUCCUUAAAUAACACUGACAAAGCUCUAUGUUUUGUUGGAUAUUCCUCUAAAAGUAGUCAGAGUGAACACCUGGCUCAUGCAAAAGACUUACAGUGUCCUAAUGAAUACAACUCUGUCUUGAAUAUUUAGAGUCAGCAUGAAGGUCACUGUGAAUUUGAGAGGAUACAGUGCGAGGCCUGCAAAAUGUUGAUCCUUCGUACGGAGAAGGACAGACACGCUGAGAGAGAGUGUGAGGCCAGAAUGCUCAACUGCAAAUACUGCAAAAUGACCUUCAACUUUAAAGAUAUCAAGGUGAGGAGCAGAGAAAGCAAGUGAAAGCUUUGAGCUUGUUUAGAUAUUAUAAAUAGACUGGGAGUAAUAUUCUAAUACAUAUAUAUUUAUAUGGUGUAUUUCAGGCCCAUGAUGAGAUCUGCCUCAAGUUUCCCUUACAAUGCAAAGACUGCGGCAAGAAGAAGAUCCCACGAGAAAAGGUUUGAAACAUUCAUGAACAUACAAGACUGCGCAAAAAUCCCAAAUUCACUGUUAACGCGAUGUGAGCAUUCGCACAGUUAAUAUGCACGACUUCAGAUUUACUCAUUCGUUGCAUUUCAUAUUGUUUUUCUAAAAUGGAGCAAAAGAUUUUCACAUUACGCAUUUUCUUAAACAAAUGAUACUGGAUCUGUAGCCUCUGCUAAGAUAUAACGUGCCCUGAACAGCACAAAAUUACCUAAAGAGCUUUAAAGCCAAGAAAAUGAUAAGGAAUGUUUACAAGAGACAGAAAGUAUCAGUGUGUGUUGCUCCUGGAUGGUCUAGAAAGUGAAAGUGGUCUCCUGUUGAGCUUUAAGUUUCCCUAUGACUGUGAAUCCCAUUCACUUUCAUUUUUCUCUUUGAUCCGGGAACUUUUUUGGGAGCUGGUCAAUAGUCCUAAACUUUUUGUUUUUGUCUCUUCUUACCUUCAGUUCAACGACCACAUCAAGUCCUGUGCCAAGACAAAGAGUGCCUGUCCUUUCAAUGAAGUGGGCUGUAAAUCUGUGGUAUGUACAGUCAUCUGCACAAAUAUGCUUCUUUCUUUACUUCUUUAGUUAAGGGAGUUGACCAAAUACUCCAGGACAAAUAGACUGAAAAGAGGUCCCUUACAAAGAAAUGAAACAACAGUUUAUUUAUCAAGUGGGUGUGGCUCUGUUUGAAAAAGUCAACAGGAAAUUGUUUCCACCAAUCAGAGUUGAGCAUUGUUUGAAUUCUGAGGUGCCCACAGAGCUCUGUCAAAGCUGUGAAGUUUUUUUGUUUUUAACUUUUAAGUCUCCCAACAAACAUUAGCUGAGGGUUUUUUUUAGGCCUAACUGAAACUUAAGAGGAACAUCUUUGUUGUAUUUACCCCCACAAAAGAAAUCUGACAGCAGUUUCAGUGUGGGCCUCCUCUGUGAAAGCAGGGGGUAAAAGUUGUCUGUCGUGCGUUUUCAGAUAGAAAACGGGAAGCUCAGCGACCAUGAGCACAGCAGCACCAUGGAGCACUUGCGUCUGCUGCUGCCCAUGGUGCUGUCCAUGGCGAGGACACGCUCUGACCCUGGUCCUGGGGAGUGGCAGGAGGACUCAGGUCUGGGCCUGUACAGGUCUCCUGAGGAGGGAGUCACUAUGGGCGCCGGAGCUGCAGCCUCUGUGCAGUCUGUGGACUUGGAUAAAAAGGUUCGAUCGAUCCCUUGUUCUUAUACUGCUCAGGUUUGUAGUUGUUGAACGAGGGUCUAAGUGGAUUCGUUUCUGUGUUCUUGACAGGUCAAAGCUUUGGAAAACAUAGUCUGUGUCCUGAACCGGGAGGUGGAGCGGAGUUCUGUGACAUUGGAUGCUUUCUCCCAUCAACAUCGUUUAGAUCAAGAAAAAAUCGAAAACCUCUCCAACAGAGUGAACCAGUUAGAGCGGACAGUCCAGAUGAGAGAUCUGCAGCUGGCCGAGCGAGACCAGAUGGUGCGAGAGCUCCAGUUCUGCACCUACGACGGGAUAUUUGUCUGGAAAAUCUCAGACUUCGCCCGCCGCAGACAGGAUGCUGUGGGCGGUAGAACACCUGCCAUGUUUUCUCCAGGUGAGAUCAAAGUUAAAGGCUUUACCCGUCCACCUACUUCCUUUUUUUAAACACCAUAAAUCCAGUGAGAUUAUUUAGAAAGAAUGAGAAAGCAUCCAACAAGACUGACAGAUGAAAAUAGAUUCAACUAGAUGGAAAAAAAUAAUCAGAGUAUAAUAAAAGUUUGCUUUUUAAUCAGGGCAGCUGUCUUUGGGUUGUCUGCCAUUCCUGAACUUGAGUGAGCCAGAAUCAUGUGUUUCACAUGAUCUUGACUCUUGGCGUGUAGUCACGGGGAAUUCCUCCUCUCUACGCCCUUGUUGUUCUUCAGGGAGUGUUUGUGUGUGUCCUUUUUUCACAUGACCAUUAUAUUUAAGCCCUGUGCUUACAUUUACAUCCUUCCUCUCCUGCUUCUCACAGCUUUUUACUCCAGCAAGUACGGCUACAAAAUGUGCCUGAGGCUGUAUCUGAAUGGCGACGGGACAGGCAGAGGAACUCAUCUGUCACUGUUUUUCGUCGUGAUGAGGGGAAAGUGCGACGCUCUGCUCAAGUGGCCUUUCAGUCAGAAGGUAAACGAACGUUUGAAGAAAUCUUUUGCGCCAGUUGUGCGCCACACCAAACAGAACAAGUACAAGCUCCUCUCUCUCUCCUCCUCCUUCAGGUGACUCUUAUGCUCUUGGAUCAGAACAACAGGGAGCACAUCAUCGAUGCUUUCCGCCCCGAUGUCACCUCCAGCUCUUUCCAGAGACCCAUCAGUGAGAUGAAUAUCGCCAGCGGCUGCCCGCUCUUUUGCCCGCUAGCUAAACUGGCAGGCAAGAGCUCGUAUCUCAGAGAUGAUACAAUAUUCAUAAAAGCCAUCGUAGACCUAACUGGCUUGUAAUGUGUGUACUGUGGAAGCUACACCAAAAUACUUAAAAAGGCAAAAACGAGAAACUAAUAAUAAAUAUAUAAAUACAAUAACUUUAUUAUAUUGUUAUAUAUGAUAAACAUAAUAAUUAUAUCAUAUCUAUAUUAUAUGACAAGAAUGUAAUUCUUGUCAGUGUCACAUUAGGGCAGAUAUACAAUGAUGGGAAGUCACAUCUAAGGCUGUGGAUCUGUUUGAGUUAUGGGCAUCCAUAUUUAGAGGAUAAAUUAACCUGACUUAUAGCAACCGAUGGACGGAGGCACAGCCAUGUCAAAACUCUGCUUUAUAUAAACUAAACCAUUACUCUUAUCGUGUAUAUGUCUUGUAUUCAUUUGACUUAGGAAGCACCUUAAUCACAAACUUAUGAAGCUGCCACUCGCCGCUAAAGCAAAGUGCUUGAACUAGUAAACGCUCUAGCUACAGGAAAUAGCUGAGCUCAGUAACGGUCUUACUAUAAGGAGCGCUGUAGUCGUCCUAAUGUGACAUACUCUGCAUUUAUUAACAUAUAUUUUAUGUCAUAUACCUUGUCGGAAUUAUAUCUAUAUAUGCAUUAUAAUAGCGGUAAUACUCUGUAACUCUUUACAUCUUUUUUGAACAGGACAAAUCGCUCGCAUGACAGGAGUAAACAAAGAUGUUUGGCCUUCUGUUAGAAGUCAAGGUUUUCUUAAAUCAAUGCUUUUUACAUAAAAGAGUAGGAUUUUAGUUUCAUAAAACUGUGACAAAAUAAACUUAUCUAUGUUGCCGUAAAUAUGGGAUCUGAGCAUAAAACUUACCUCAUUUAAAGAUAUAAGAUUCUUAGACUGCUUUGUGUUAUGUUUACAGCUUUACUUUAGCGCUAACUGUGGAAUUCACUGAUAUGAACUACUUAAACCUGAAGUCACCAUCCUUAGGAAGGUUUUUACCUACCUACCAGAAACUUGUAUUAAAAUGUACUUUAUAAAUGGCCUUAUGGAAACUGAAAAUAUACAGCUGUAGAUACAUAUAACAAUACUGAGCUAAAUGAAAAACAUACCUUGAUGGUAAGUGCAUUCAGUGUACCAGAAAACUUUGAUAACUCGUUUCCACUAUAAAUUAUGCUUUCCUACCUUUAUUAUAUCUCUCAACUUUGUCUAGUUUCCUUUUAACUUGGUGUGAGUUUUCAUCGUAUAUGUGUGUAACAUCAAAGUUUGUUAGAAGUAGUAUGAUGAAAACUAGUUUAAAAAAGAAUAAAAUCAAAAUAAAUUGAUUUUUCUGAUGAA
Messenger RNA from Xyrichtys novacula (pearly razorfish), 14024 nucleotides. Lineage: Eukaryota; Metazoa; Chordata; Actinopteri; Labriformes; Labridae. The record is from the annotation of a GenBank genome assembly.